Molecule: messenger RNA, 2550 nt
Organism: Archocentrus centrarchus (flier cichlid)
Lineage: Eukaryota; Metazoa; Chordata; Actinopteri; Cichliformes; Cichlidae
Gene: dorip1
Product: dopamine receptor interacting protein 1
Exons: 5
Coding region: 207-1226 (339 amino acids)
Source: RefSeq, a predicted model, not a curated record
GAGAGGGCAGCACUGUAUUGACACACAGGUUAGAUUAAUGUCGUUACAAAGCCAGCACCGAUGUUUAUAUAGAUAAGACUUGGCGUGUGCUGCCAUUUGGGAUCCAUAACAGGGUGUUCUUAUUUAGCAGAAGGUGCGAGAAAAUACCACAACUUAUUUUUCUGGCUUUUAAGUCCGACGUGAGACAUGAGGAAAUACGGGGAGGAAUGGAGAGUAGAUUCAGUGUUUUGAACGACACCGAAGACCUCCAAGCACGAAUUUCAAACGCUGAGAACAAUCUCCACUUCGAAAGGUCCAAGACGCUUUUUGAAGAAAUACGUGCCACCAUAAAUAACAACGACGAAGAGGACCGCUCCUUCUGGAGGCCUGUACUCCCUUGGGGAGGCGUCUUUACCAUUAAGGCAGGACGAAAAGCCAUAUCAUGCACGCCUCUGUACGUGGAAAUCCAAUUAAAAAACACCUGCACCAUCGAUGGCUUCCUCAUGAUCCUAUAUGUGAUUCUGCGGGACAAUCAGGGCUUUCGCAGGGAGCUGGCAGUCUUCCUGGGCAAGCAGUUUGUGGAGCAUUUCCUCUACCUGAUGGACUCCUGUGACUGCACCACGGUGAAGAUGCUGUGGAUCUGGGACAGAAUGUCCAAACGGCAAUAUCGCUCUGAGAUCCACCAGUCAGCACUGGAGAUCGACCUGUUUGGCAAUGAGCACCAAAACUUUACAGAAAACCUAGAAAACCUGAUGUCUACCAUGCAGGAGAGCUUGUGCACCAACUGGAGCUGUCCAGUCCGCUUUCAGGAUUGCCUCAAAAGUACCAUCAACAUCAGUCCUCCUCACGAGCUUCCUCACAGAGACCCAAUUCAGUCAGCUGUGGAUGAGUUCUUCUGCCCCAAGCUCCUGCUCUGCUCAGAAAUUGGAUGUGAUGGCCUAAGGGAGUUCUCUCAGAGGGUUUUCUGCUAUGGACCUCCACCCUUUGUUAUCCUCAACAUGCAGCAGUGGAAGUCAGAGGAGCUGUCCUACGUCCCUUACCAUCUGGCUCUCUGUCAGCACAGGUACACACUUGAGGGCGCAACGCUGUUCAACAAGGAGGAGCAUCACUACUCUGCAGCCUUCCAGAUAGACGGUUGCUGGAUGCACUAUGACGGUCUGAGGAAUGAUAAUCUGAUAUUGUUACACAAACCCCCAGAGCUCCUGCUGCUGUCCUCUCUGGUCUACAUCCGCACCUCUGACAAGUGAACUCAUCGUUUCUCAGGUGGACAUGAAGUAUCAGCGAGAACCAGAGUGACUGCAUUCGUCCGUUUUUGUUUGGUUUUUUUGUUUGUUUUUUUUGUUUUUUUCUCUUUUGUUUUUAUUGUUUUGUCAUUACAGUAUCGCUGUGCUUUUUUUCUUAACGCAUCAUUAGUAGUUUUAAUUCCUGUCCUGAGGUAGCUUUCCCUCAUUUCAGCUGAAUGCUUGCUAAAAGCUUACUGUCCAAAAUGAAAAUUACGUCUUUUCGGGCACACUUGGAAUCCAAGAAUAUAAUGGACUAUAAUAGUUCUAGGUUGAUAUAUAUGAACGAUAAUACCAGUCAGUACUGUGUUUCAUAUACAUGCGCAGUUAAUCCAGGAGGAUUAGUAGGUGAAACUGGCCUGUAGAAAUUGCUAUUUGAGUUGAUAUUGACAUUUAUUUACCUUUUUCCAACAAAAAUCCAGAAAGUGUUUUACUUGUAUGCUUGGUUUACAGAACAGCAUUAAAUUUACUCGAUGGCCUGCUGUGCAUCUUACCAGAAAUGUAACCAGAUGUUGCAGCGAUGCAGACAUCAACAACUGCAAUGCAUCUGUUUGGCAGUACUAUUCCAUACUAACCACAGUAUAUUGGUUAGCACUUAGCACAAGGAUAAUGACACAGAGGAUGCAAUUGUAUCUAGUUUAGUCAUUAUGCCAAAGAAGUCGCCAGUAUUCAGCAAAUAUACACGGAUGCAGUUUUUCCUGUUCUCGUAGCUUUGAAUCUACUCACACGGAUUCAUUUCUCGAGUCUAUUUCCUGUGUUUCGGUAAAAAUAAUCGUUCAAGAUUUAUUAGCUUCAAGUCCAACAUGAUUAGCUGUGUUUCAUUCCCACUGCAGACACACCAGUGCACAAAUGCAUCACCUGCUUCAACAAAUGUUCUACAGGGAUUCAAAGCAGUACUAUAAAUUAAGCUUAAAUUUAUGCAUUUUAACCUUUUCCUAAAAUUAAACUGGUGCUUUCUCCAUUUACACUGUGGUCUGAGGGAAAAUGGCUAAGUCAAGCCCAUGUCAUGGGAGCAAUUUAGGUGAUUAAAUUGCAGUUAAGCAUUUGCUGCAAUAGGUGAAUAUAAAAAAAAAUAUAUUAAAUUCUUAUGCUGAUUUCAAAAGAAGGCUGAAAUUACACUACAAGCUGACCUGGCAUCCAUGUGGGGGGGGGGGGGGGGUCUUGUCAAAGCAUUACUGUUGUCACGCAGUGCCUCAAGGAAAGUUUAACAUGAAUACCAUGAAGAGUUAAUUCUUGCUCAAGGUUCGUUUAUAAAUGGCUGUUUUGGUUUUUUCUACACUGUCUUUACAAU